AUGGCCACACCAGGCCUAAACGUCAUCGCCCUCGUCUCCGGCGGAAAAGACUCCCUCUUCUCAAUCCUCCACUGCAUCCGCAACGGCCACAAAGUAAUCGCCCUAGCAAACCUACACCCAGACCUCACCAACACCACCCCCGAAAAUGCAAAUGCCGAUGCCGACGAAGAACAAGAUAUCGACAGCUUCAUGUACCAAACCAUCGGCCACAGCGUAAUCCCCCUCUACGAACAAGCCCUCGGCAUCCCCCUCUACCGCGCCCCAAUCACCGGCGGCGCAGUAGAUACAUCUCGCAUCUACAGACACGAUGCUGUGCGAUCCGAUACCGACGCAGACACAGGCGCCGACGCAGACGAAACAGAAUCCCUAGUCCCACUCCUCCGCCGCAUAAUGUCCGCCCACCCAGAAGCAAACGCCGUCUCAGCAGGCGCCAUCCUAUCAACGUACCAACGGACCCGAAUCGAGAACGUCGCCGGACGCCUGGGGUUGAUUCCGCUCGCGUGGUUGUGGAAUUAUCCCACGCUCCCUGCGCCUGCGGAGCGCGACGCUGACCUGGGCACCGUACGCGAAGCAGGAUUAUUGGAAGAUAUGGCUGCUGCGGGGUGCGAUGCGCGGAUUAUCAAAGUUGCGUCGGGCGGGUUGGACGAUGGGUUUCUGUGGGAGAAUGUUUCAGGGGGCAGGGCGUUUCGGAGACGGGUCGUUAAGGCUAUGAGUCGGUUUGCGGAGGCGGGGGAUAUACGGGGCGCGGUUUUGGGGGGAGGGGGUGAGUAUGAGAGUCUUGCUGUUGAUGGGCCGGGGUUCCUUUGGAAAAGGAGGAUUGAGGUGGGCAGUGCGGAGAGUCGGGGUGGUGAUGGGGGUGUUGCUUAUACUUGUUUGAAGGGGGCGAGGUGUGUUUCUAAAGAGCAGGGGGAGGGACAGAGGGAAAUCGCGCCGUCUGAUAUCAGGAGGCCGGCUCUGUUUGAUGGGAAAUUUGCUGCGCUGUUGAGUGAGCUUCAGACUGGAUCUGCAUAUGCUCUUGCGGACUUGACUCUAACAAAUACGCCAUCUCCAUCUCCAUCCCCAUCUCCAUCUCCAACAUGGAAAUCCUCACCAACGACCCGCCAAACAAAAUCAACAUGGACAAUCUCGAACCUCAUCGCCCCCGAAGCCGGACCCAGCACCAGCUCCCAAAUGAGCGCUAUAGCAGACAAAGUCCAAAAAGCCCUCUCCAACGAAUCAAACCCACCCUGCUCAACAUCAGACAUCGUCUUCGCAACAGUCCUCCUCCGCACAAUGGACGACUUCACCCCCAUGAACAAAAUCUACGUCUCCCUCUUCCAAAAGCCAAAUCCCCCCCGCGCGAGCAACAGGGACAGAAUUGCUCGGCAGGGAUUACAUGUUCAGUCGCGGAGUUAUUGGGCUCCGGCCAAUAUUGGGCCGUAUUCGCAGGCCUUGUCUGUUCCGUUGGAACCUGGAUGCGGUGGACGUGAGACUAGAGUUGUUUAUGUCGCGGGUCAGAUCCCGCUUGAACCGGCUUCGAUGGAAAUGGCCACAGCCACAGCUACGGCGAAUGAGUCUGGCUCCGGGUAUGGGGAUUAUUCUCACAGGGCUACUUUAGCACUACAGCAUAUGUGGAGAAUUGGCGAGGCGAUGCAGGUCAAUUGGUGGGCGGGUGCGGUUGCGUUCCUUGUUCGUGGAAAUGACCAGCUUCAGGUCCGGACUCAGGCGCGGGUUGCGUGGGAGUUGUGGAAGAAUGUGCAUACGGAGAAGACUGAAGAUAGCGAUGAUGACGAGGAUGAUGAAGGACGGCAGUUUGAUGCUUGGGAUAUCAAAUACGGGCGUCAGACCGAGGAUGUGGCGGCGCAAACUUGGAAUUUGCCUGAUUUUGGUAUUUUGGCUAGUGGCAGUGCUGAGACAUCUACAUCUACGUCUGUGUCGCCAUUUUUGGCAGUCGAGGUCGACCAACUUCCUCGCGGCAGUGAUAUCGAGUGGCAGGGUCUUGGGUAUCGGUGCGGAAACGUCUCGAUUGAAGAUCAGGUUGAUCGGACGGCGAGUAUCGCGGAUGGGAGAUAUAGUUACACGUGCAUUGAGAUGUACAGCGCGGAAUCAGCUUCAAAGGAGAACCUCGCUGCUAUUUUGGAAGGUCUGGUUCUGAAACGGAACCUGUCUCAGGCUGUGCUGUAUACCACACAGCGAGUGCCGGAAGAUUUCUGGGUUGGACAGGUCAUUCCGUGUCGGAGUGUUUGGGGUCGGGAGGGUAACCCACUAUUUGCGGGUGUGGUGCUGCAAGAAGAGAUUGAGAUUUAA
Molecule: messenger RNA, 2286 nt
Organism: Penicillium manginii
Lineage: Eukaryota; Fungi; Ascomycota; Eurotiomycetes; Eurotiales; Aspergillaceae
Exons: 2
Coding region: 1-2286 (761 amino acids)
Biological process (GO): protein histidyl modification to diphthamide
Molecular function (GO): diphthine-ammonia ligase activity
Source: RefSeq, a predicted model, not a curated record